Molecule: messenger RNA, 1810 nt
Organism: Oryzias latipes (Japanese medaka)
Lineage: Eukaryota; Metazoa; Chordata; Actinopteri; Beloniformes; Adrianichthyidae
Source: RefSeq, a predicted model, not a curated record
CCUUUCUUCUUCUGCUUUGGCGGUAAUACCACAGGCAAACGGCAGCAUGGCAAAAUCUGUGCUUGAACUGUUGAGGGAGGCUGCUGCUGCCCUCGAACGGCAAAACCAGCGGGAAGUAACUGCGGGUGUAGACAAUAAUCCCACCACAUCUUCAUCAACAACACCGUCUGCUCCUGAGGGUCGCACCGCUCGAGCCGAAGUCUUGAGGUUGUUCAGCCCUUACCCUCCACGAGGUGUACCACGGAGGUCAAUCCCACCAGCCAAUACCAAGAAACCAAAAAAAACCACAUACACACACAUUUUUUUCUGUUUGGCAAAAAGAAAGGACUGUAAUAUCCCAAAUCCAAAAAUGAAAAAAUUGCUUCAACAGGCAGGAUUAGGAGAGAGGAGAAUUACAUUCCCAGAUCGAUCUUGUAGUGCAACUGAGUUUUCAGAUCACCUGCAGUUGUCCUUUCCUCAAUUGAAGCACUGUGGUGGGUUUCAACUGUUGAGGAGCCGUGGUUCCACAAGGUCCAGGGUUUUGGAUGUCCUUCCAUGCUCAAAGGAUGGAUAUACUCCAGAGUUCUUGUGUAACAAAGAACUUGGAGUUGGGGCAGCUGUGAUCUACAUUAGACCACUCCAAAAAGAUAUUGUUCUGGAGAACACUCCCAGUGCAACCACCUCUGUUCAGAGUACUGGACCUACGGUGGAAUGUGUCUACUGCACAGAUACAUUCACGCACUCUGAGAUCGAAGGCCACAUCGACUCUUGUGAGAAAAAACAUAACUCUGAUUUGAACGCUGAGGAAACCUCAGAGAGUACCGCGUCAGGGAGCUCUGGAAUGAGCCAACCAGGAACCUCUGAUGCUACCUCAUUAAGCAGCCACAGUCAGAGCGAAGCAAAUUACAGUAGCUUUGAAGACUGGACAACCGAGCCAAAUAUUUACAAAGCAGCCAACCUGUUUCGACAGCACUUGAUUCACAAUGCUGAACUCAAGCCAGAGUUGGUUGCAAGGCUUGAUCUCAGAACUACUGAGGAAGAUCGGGAAAGGGAGAUUCUUACCUUCUACAAGAAGCAAGGAAUUGACUGGGCAAGCCCAUUUUCUGUAGUACUGGGUGGUGAUGCUGCUGUUGGGGACGGGGUGAAACGUCAUUUUCUUUCGAUGGUCAUAGAAAAAAUUCAGUUUGGAUUUGACCUCAAUCUUGAGAACACUGGCAGAACUCUUCUGUUCAAUGGGGCUGAUGAUCACAAUGUCCCAUCUACAUCCAGAGCCCUGAUAGAUGGAGAUCUUUUCAGAGUAGCUGGUCGUGCCAUAGGACAUUCCUUUAUUCACGGAGGUCCCUCCUUCACAGGACUGAGCCCAGCAAUGCUGCAUUUAAUUGUUGGAAGUAAUGAGGAGUCUGCUGUAUUUGAGCUUUCAGACUGCCCAGAUACAGAUGUUGUUGAAGUGGUGUCUGUACUUGAGAGUCAAAGAGAACUGACUCCACAGGAGGAAUGUGAGGUGAACAACCUGGCCUUCUGCUGGGAUCUUCCACCCAUAAAUAAGAACAACAGGAGGUGGUUGUCUGAAAAAAUCCUACGUCAUGCGGUCAUUGAACGGCGUCAAACACAAAUAAAACAAAUACGCAAGGGGCUUAAAGACAGUGGUGUUUUCAACAUGAUUAAACAGCGCCCCGCCCUAGCCACAGUGCUUUUCCCAAGAACUGCAGAGCAAAUUAUGGACUCGCAGACAAUCUUGAAAAGGAUCAUUUGGCCAAUGCCAGAUAGUGAGGAUGAGGAUGAUCACGGCAGCAUGGAGGAGGGUCUUCUCGGGAACUACACCAACUCCUGA